Messenger RNA from Hyalella azteca, 648 nucleotides. RefSeq names its product postacrosomal sheath WW domain-binding protein (gene Wbp2). Gene Ontology annotation, biological process: positive regulation of DNA-templated transcription. The record is from RefSeq and is a predicted model, not a curated record. The transcript is spliced from 4 exons. Lineage: Eukaryota; Metazoa; Arthropoda; Malacostraca; Amphipoda; Hyalellidae. Gene Ontology annotation, molecular function: chromatin DNA binding; transcription coactivator activity. Gene Ontology annotation, cellular component: nucleus. Bases 115 to 648 code for a protein of 177 amino acids.
CUAACGUUUUAUGUAAAAUGAUCACACGUUCUUUUUAAGCACUUAAGGUGACAGACAGGAGUUCCAGAUUAUAGAACUUGAGAAUCAGUUAAUUGAUCAUCAGCACUGACCAUCAUGUCCAUCAACACGGCACACGCCAAUAAAGGUGUCGUCAUAUACUCCGGUGAAGUGAUCAUCCUGUACUGCGACCAUGUGACGAUGAACCUGAGUAAGGAGGUGGGAGGUAACGGCCUCGCCGGCAACAAGACGGGUCGUCUCUACCUCACCUCCCACCGCAUCAUCUUCACCAACACCAGCGAUAGGGACCCCCUUGGCAGCUUUGCCGCGCCCUUCUUUGCCCUCUCUAAGGUGGAGCUGGAGCAGCCUGUGUUUGGAGCAAACCUGAUCAAGGGGCAGGUCAAAGGUCAGCCCAACGGAGGGUUCGACGCGCGCACCGUGAGCUUCAAGCUCACGUUCAAGCACGGGGGCGCCAUAGAGUUCGGGCAGGCCCUGCUUAAGGUGGCAGCUAUGGCGGGAAGCGUGUUCACGUACGAGGCGCCUCCCCCAUACCCCGGGGUGAUGGGUGCCCCGCCCCCCUACGUUGGGGGCGCCGUGGGGUUUGCUGCCCCCCCACCGAGCACCUACACCAUGACAGCCGCUGGUAUGUAA